Peromyscus maniculatus bairdii (prairie deer mouse) is the source of this 897-nucleotide messenger RNA. The record is from RefSeq and is a predicted model, not a curated record. NCBI's taxonomy places the organism in Eukaryota, Metazoa, Chordata, Mammalia, Rodentia, Cricetidae.
UGGUGGCACACAUGAAAAGCAGGAGAGGGAAGGCCCCAGGAGCCAAAGGAUGGAAUAACUAUAUACCAAAACCAAACAGAGUGAGCUUCCCUUCGUAAAGUGUAGGCAACAACCCCAAAAGUCCAGCUAUAUAAACACAGACCCCAAGGAGGACACCAUCAGCUCAAGUUAUAUUGUCAACCUCACCAGGGCUGUACUGCGGUAGCCAUGAAAGGAGGCACAGAAGUACCAAAGGCAUGCAUAUCCUUGGAUUAUCUGGAUUUGAAGAGGCCCGCAGGACCACUGCGCAGAGUUGUGCUCAGAGGCACCACCAAGAUGUCUCUCAAUGAGCGUUUUGCUCAAUUGCGGAAGAACAGACUGCCACAGCCGAUGGCGGGCAACGUCCGGGCCUCGAAGAGGCGGCAGCAGCAGCUGGGCAGUGCCAGAAACAGAAGACUGGCCCUGCAGAUGGAGAGGAGACCCUCUGUCCAGGCAGCGUUAAAUCCUAGGCAGGGCUUCGAGGGGCGCCCAGGUGAGAGGAGCAUCCAAGUCCGUUUAGGAGGUCCCGUGGGUGCCCUUGCCAGGGGAGCGAAAGGAGGAAGAGGCACAGCCAUCGCCGAGACAGAUGUGCCCCAAGGAGGAGGACUAGGUGGGGGACCUGCCUCCAGGGUCCCGCCCGGGGGCAGGAUGCCACCCCCAGGUCGGGCCGUGUUUGGUCGUGGAAGAGGGGCUUUUGGAGGCCGAGGACGUGGCGGUGGGCGGGGACGCGGCCGACGGAGAGGUGCCCUCGCUUGCCCGGGACUGACCAAGGAGCAGCUGGACGCCGAACUAGAUGCAUACAUGUCGCAAACCAAGGCGGCCCUGGAUGCUGAAUUGGAUGCCUACGUGGCAGAGGCGGCUCCUGAGACCUGUGACUGA